AUGAUACCCCGGCUCAAUGGUAGCCCCUUUUCUAACGAAAUUUUGCUAGAGCCAUUUCCUGUCAACUACAGACCAAUAUCACUAGAUUAUGAUGGGACGGCGGACCCAAAGGAGCAUAUGGCAUGGUUUGAGGGAUUAGUUGCGUUACAUCAGUAUGCUGAAGGCAUCAAAUGCCGGAUCUUUGUCACCACACUUUCUGGGGUUGCCCAGCGCUGGUUUCGUAAUUUGAAGGCUGAUUCUAUUCACUCUUUUGGAGAUCUAUAUCUCACGUUCAUGAGACAAUUUGCCAAUGCAACACAAGUGAAAAAAACGGUUAUGUCAUUAAUGGACAUAAUGCAAGAGGCUCAUGAGACAUUAAGAGAAUACAUCGCUCGGUUCAACGUGAUAGCAUUGGACGUACUUGACGUGGAGUCACAAAUCAAAGGAUAUGCAUUUGUUAAGGGUUUGAAGCCAGGACCGCUCUUUGAUAGGCUCCUUAUAACACCCCCGCGAGAUUUUGAUGACAUCAUGGCUGUUCUACCCGGGUACUUGCAAUUGGAAGAUGCCAAGGCAGCAUGGAAAGCAGAAUCUGACAAACAUCGAUCAAAGAAGAGUGACAAUAAUACCGAGCAUAACGAUAGGCAUUAUCAAAGGGCACCAUAUAAAGGACUACCACCAAGAAUCCCAACAAUGUCUAUAGAAAUGCAGAGCACACCACCCAGAGCGGCACGGGAUGAAGGAGAGGGAAGAGAUGGAGAGGAUAUGCGCAGACGAACGCCUUUGAAUAGGCAUGUGGAGGAGAUUUUCCAUAUUAUCAAGGAUGAACGGUGGUUCCGGGCACCAUGGGACUAUACCCAAGGAGACCCAAAGCCUAGGCGAAAUAAAUCUUUAUAUGAAUACCAUAAUGCGUAUGGACACUCGACUGCGCAGUGCGGGCAUCUCCAACACCAAUUAGAGAUUUUGGUAAGGAAGGGAUUACUAGAUAGGUUUAUCGAUGGACUCCACAGGGAUACACCUAAAAGACAGCGUAAUGAUAAUCACAAUCGCGAGCGUGAUUAUAGAGAAAAAAGAAGAACUCAGGGGAGAGAAAGAUGA
Salvia miltiorrhiza (redroot sage) is the source of this 1074-nucleotide messenger RNA. RefSeq lists its product as uncharacterized. The coding region runs from base 1 to 1074 and encodes 357 amino acids. Lineage: Eukaryota; Viridiplantae; Streptophyta; Magnoliopsida; Lamiales; Lamiaceae. The record is from RefSeq and is a predicted model, not a curated record. The transcript has a single exon.